AUGACAUCUCAUACAGAACUUGGGUCAAGUCCAGGUAGCGACUCGUCGCAAGGAAUUAUCUUCACCCCAGCUGGUUCAGUGUCUCCCUUGCCCACGAAUCCAGCAUUCCACUCGCAACCUGGCAUAGCACUACAGUCCCUGUCGAAGAAGAAGGAGGAAACCCACUGGCCUAGGCCGGGAGCGCAGCAGAACUACAGCGAUACAAAGGACGAAGCAGGCUACGAGUCUGAUGCAGGCGAUAUGUCUGGAGGGCCGCCUUUGCACCGCCCAACAGGCGGCUUCUCCAACACAAGCGCACCACUAUUGAAGGAGGACAAGAUGCCUCGAGGACGAAGGGACUCCUAUGAACGGGAGCACGAACGAUCGGUAGGCUCACGAAAACCAACUCGUAACACAUUCCGCUCACGUUCACCUAAGCAAGCCCGUCCCGAAGACCAGGCUCGAAAGAAAUACCUCUACGCCUCGUUCUUCCUUGUCCUGUCCCUUAUCUCGUUCGUGAUUCAGACCGAGACGGCAGUCUACAUACAACACAAAUUGCAUUGGAACAAGGCGUAUUGCAUGCUAUGGUUGACUCACGGGUCUUGGUCGCUAUUGUGGCCGACACAGCUUCUGAUAUUACGGCUACAAAAGAGACGGCAAUCAUGGCAUAGUUUCUGGCUGAGCCACAGAUCGUUGCUGACAAGCACAGCUCAAAUGGUACAAACGCAAGACCUACAUCCUAGCAAACUCAGCGCACCGAGACCUUGGAAACAUAUGUUCCAAGUAACAGCAUUCGUUACGACGUUUCUUACAGUGGCCGGCGGCAGCUGGUAUGUCGCAGUCGACCUCACCACUCCUUCCGACCUAACAGCAAUUUACAACUGCUCAGCCUUUUUCGCUUAUGCAUUCUCCAUACUCCUACUGAAAGAGAAGGCACGACUAGACAAGAUCAUCUCCGUCGCAUUAGCCAUCCUGGGCGUCUUAAUCGUUGCAUACGGCGACAGCGGCCAUCCCAAACAUGGCUCACACUCUGGAGGCGCCACAAAUCCGCAACCAGACGAGCCAGAUAACCGAACCCUCGGUAAUCUCAUCAUAGGAAUCGGAAGCGUCAUGUACGGCCUCUACGAAGUCCUUUACAAAAAAUACGCGUGCCCACCAGAAGGCACCUCCCCAACUCAAGGCAUGUUAUUCGCCAACACCUUUGGCAGCAUGAUCGGCAUAUUCACCCUCUUCGUCCUCUGGAUCCCUCUGCCAAUCCUACACUAUACAGGUAUUGAGACAUUCGCCCUCCCCACAGGCAAAGCGGCUGCACUCCUCGCUGUCUCGACCCUCUCAAACGCAAUUUUCUCAGGCAGUUUCCUUGUCUUGAUGUCCCUGACCUCACCAGUCCUGUCCUCCGUAGCCGCACUACUUACCAUUUUCCUCGUCGCGAUCACAGACUACUUGCUGACGGGCGAGCCUCUCUCGGGAGCUACCAUCAGCGGUGGUAUCCUUAUCGUCGUGGCUUUUGGACUGUUGAGCUGGGCUACGUACAGGGAGAUGAUGCAAGAGGAAAAGAAGCGUGUUGAGGAGGAGGGGAAGAAUUUUGACGAGGUAGAGGCUAUGCUUGAUGACGAUGAAGCGUUGGAUGAGGACUCGUUUGAAGAGGAUAGUUUGGGGAGGAAGGGGAAACGGCGUGUUAGUGAUUGA
Molecule: messenger RNA, 1668 nt
Organism: Lithohypha guttulata
Lineage: Eukaryota; Fungi; Ascomycota; Eurotiomycetes; Chaetothyriales; Trichomeriaceae
Exons: 1
Coding region: 1-1668 (555 amino acids)
Cellular component (GO): membrane
Source: RefSeq, a predicted model, not a curated record